Molecule: messenger RNA, 1571 nt
Organism: Hydractinia symbiolongicarpus
Lineage: Eukaryota; Metazoa; Cnidaria; Hydrozoa; Anthoathecata; Hydractiniidae
Product: alpha-1A adrenergic receptor-like
Exons: 1
Coding region: 73-1131 (352 amino acids)
Biological process (GO): G protein-coupled receptor signaling pathway, coupled to cyclic nucleotide second messenger; chemical synaptic transmission
Cellular component (GO): membrane; dendrite
Molecular function (GO): neurotransmitter receptor activity; G protein-coupled serotonin receptor activity
Source: RefSeq, a predicted model, not a curated record
UUUAACUGUGAUUACUCACAUGUAUCUACAUACAUCGCAAAAAGAAAACGCGUCUCCUCUUGUGCAGUCGAUAUGAGUGAUAACAGUACGAAUAGCACUGUGAUAGAAAACUGGCACUACGAUAGAAAAGCAGUUGUUUAUGUUGUAUGCUUUUUUAGUAUAUCAGGAACAAUCAUCAAUUUUCUGACUAUAUUUGUUAUUUUGUCACGUAAGAAACUUCGUCGACCGGCAAAUUAUUCCAUCGUAAGUUUUCUGUUUGGUGCAUUGAUACAAGCUAUAAUUGUGGCGCCAUUAUUCAUAACAGAAACUAUAACCCAUUCGCAUCCUAAUAAAGUGCCAUGGCUAUGCGAUAUUUACAGAUUUCCGUACUUUCUAUGUGGACACAUCAUGCAAGUUAGUUUGCUUUUGGUUAGUUUUGAUCGAUUGUUCGCUAUCAAGUAUCCAUAUCGGUACCGGCAAAUUUCGACAAAACGGAUAAUUAUUGGUGUUAUAGUAUGUGCUUGGUGCACCAUAAUCUUUACUGAUCUAAUGCCUUUAACAUUUUUUGACAGAGAACCUGACAAUGAUGGUUGUAACUAUACAUUAGAAGACACAUGGGGCAUAACUGUUUUAUUGUUCUUCAAUAUUCUUCCCUUUCUUAUAACUUCCUUUAACUAUUUCACGCUAUGGAAGUUAGCCGCGUCUAUGGCACUAAAAGAUUUCCGUCAACAAGAAAGUUUGCAUAGUGAAAGUGGAAGUUUUAAAGAUAAAAGUGAUCGAGACGGACAAAUCGACAUAACUAACCAAGACAAAGAUCGAAAAAUGUUUUCAAAAUUUAAAACAUUUCGUUUAGCUAUGGAAAUUAAAGCAACAAAGACUUCAGGGUUUUUAUUGAUUGUUUAUCUCAUUUGCUGGGGGCCGUUAGGUAUAUUCUACAUAAUUGAUCAAUUUUGUUCGCAUUGCAUGACAAGAUGUCACGUGACGUUGACAGGAGUGGCCGUCAACGUGAUUUGUUUUUCGUCAAGUUCCCUUAUACCGUUAGUUUAUUGUUGGAGGACAAAAGAAUUUCAAAAGGAACUGGUUCGCUUUUGUUGUCAAAUAAGGGAGGUUCGGAUACCGAUCUGGUCACAGCGUUCAGAAAGAAUGAAUUAAUAACAUUUUACACAACAUAAUAAUACAGCUUAUUGUUCAAAUCUGCCACAGAACCUCUUUAAAAAUGUGUUGUCUCGAGAAAUUAUUUUUAGGUAUUAGUGGCAAAUGAGUUUUAUUAAUAAGACAUUUCGUUUUUAGAGAAAACACUUUAUGAUAACGUGCUUGAAUUAAUUUAGAAAAGUUUAAUACUUUGAAUAUGGUUUAUUCCACAAAUAGUCAAAACAGCGACCAAAACACCUCCUGAUGACGUCAACAUGCUCAAAAUAUAUAAUCUAAAAAGUAACUAAUGAAUUUUUUAAACAUAUAAAAGUUAACAGAUAUUAAAAAUAGAAUGUUAUAAUACAAAUAUAUAUUACUAUAUUUCACCUGCUUUUUGAGUUGAGCGAAAAGAACUGGUGUGAGAUAUUUCUUGAAUAAAAAACUUGAAUAUAACAUUUUGA